Molecule: messenger RNA, 888 nt
Organism: Mercenaria mercenaria
Lineage: Eukaryota; Metazoa; Mollusca; Bivalvia; Venerida; Veneridae
Product: acidic amino acid decarboxylase GADL1-like
Exons: 5
Coding region: 1-888 (295 amino acids)
Biological process (GO): carboxylic acid metabolic process
Cellular component (GO): cytoplasm
Molecular function (GO): pyridoxal phosphate binding; carboxy-lyase activity
Source: RefSeq, a predicted model, not a curated record
AUGACAUCAAUGAACAGAAUAUCUAUUAGUAAAGAGAAUGCAUUAACCAAUGGAACGGAAAAUGAAGUGACCAAUAAUGUGGAGGGUGGAGUUACCGAUGAUGGAGAGAAUGCAGUUACCAGUGGUGAGAAUCGAGACGCUAAUGCUGAAGAGAAUGGAGUUACCAAUUGUGAGGAGAAUGGAGUGACUAAUGGUGUUUUAAAGAAACAUCAGCAUGACACCAAUAGAUUUGCUGCAGAUAGUACCGCUAAAAAGGUUAUCAACGACACGGCAGCCAAUCGAUCUUUGUCUCAGAAUGUAGCAACAAUUCCUGGCAAGACAGAUUUGGAGUUUCUUAGAAACGUGGUGGACAUCGUAAACAAGGGAGAGGACGUAAAGCGUGUGUGUGAUUUCCAUCAACCAGAGAACUUGAAGACAAUGUCAAAGGAUCUGAAGAUCAUAGAGGACUCUGCAAGUGAAGACAGGCUAUUGGACAUGUGUAAAGAUGUCAUACAAUACAGUGUGACUACGUCAAAUCCAAGAUUUUUUAACCAGUUGUACGGAGGGAUGGACCAGUACACCUUAGGUGGGGCCUGGGUGACGGAGGCUCUCAACCCUAGUCAGUACACGUAUGAAGUAUCUCCAGUUUUCACACUGAUGGAGGAAGAAGUUUACAAGAAAAUGCUACAUUAUAUUGGGUUUGACGGCGGGGGCUCAAUGGGGAAUUUGUAUGGCAUGAAUGUUGCACGCUACGCUAAAUUCCCAGAAAUCAAAACCAAAGGAUUAUACGCCAUACAGAAACCAUUGUGUGUCCUUACAUCUGAUAAGGAGAAUCGAACUAUAGUAAAGAGUCAAUCCUUUAAUAGAUCAUUUUUCAUUACUAUAAAAUUGCAGAAAAAAGGAAGUUAA